Molecule: messenger RNA, 2937 nt
Organism: Oreochromis niloticus (Nile tilapia)
Lineage: Eukaryota; Metazoa; Chordata; Actinopteri; Cichliformes; Cichlidae
Gene: plekhn1
Product: pleckstrin homology domain containing, family N member 1
Exons: 17
Coding region: 126-2255 (709 amino acids)
Biological process (GO): 3'-UTR-mediated mRNA destabilization; positive regulation of apoptotic process; response to hypoxia
Cellular component (GO): mitochondrial membrane; cytoskeleton
Molecular function (GO): phosphatidylinositol phosphate binding; cardiolipin binding; phosphatidic acid binding
Source: RefSeq, a predicted model, not a curated record
UAUUGCAGCGUACAAGUCUGACUUCAGCAGUGAGCGCAGCACUCGUCUGGAUUAGACUCAUCCAUCACAGAGGGACUUUACAGCGUAUCUACACAGAGGCGCAGACCCCGACACAGGAAAGCAGCAUGGGGAGCAGUAUGUCAUGUGUCCCCCAGCACAACUUCAGAUUCUCCAGCAAGAGUUUCAUACGCAGAAACAGCAGUCGCUUGUUUCGCAAGUAUAAUCCCCAAGAGGGACAGGAGAAGUCCAACAGCAUCAUAAAUAUCCUCUGCACUGUCACCCCGAGGAAGGAAAUGUCCCCUAAAGAUCUGCAGACGAUAGAAAACAUCAAAUGGGAUCCUCCGUUUGCUUACGACCCGAUCAGUGGCUGGAAGAAGAGCAGCAUCAAUGUGAAGAAUUAUGGACGGAUGAUUCACAGCUCCAAAGUUCGUUUCCGCUUCCUCCACUGCCAGGAUAUACACGACUGCUACCUGGAUCUGUUCCAGACACACCUUCAUUUCGUUUCCAACAACACAACCGGACUGACAUACCAGGGGACUCUUCCGUUGAAAGAACUCACUAUCAGCAGCCUGCAGCAGAACUGCAAUCACAGCCAACCCCAGGAAUUCGCCUUUCAAAUAAACGGCGUCAGCUUGAAUCCCAUCAUCGUCUACUUCGCCAACCAAGAAGAAAUGGACAUGUGGUUUGGGCUGCUCAGAGAAAACAUUGAAGCUAAUGGAGGAACUGCAAUGUCACCAGAAAACUACACUAGAGUGAGACUCAACAAGGACAACUCUCUCGAGGGAAGAGAGGAGCUGAGAAAUUCCAUCAACAGAGAUCCCAUCCACGAGUGGGAAGGCUCACAGCGAGACAGCCUGGGCACCAUCAUCUAUGUCACUAAGGUGCGACUGCAGCACCUGCCCUGCCAGGAACAGAAUGACAGGCUGCUGGUGAUGUACCCAUCGACCCUGAUCAUCCUAUCAGAGGAGAACGACGGGCUCUUCUAUAAGGGAAAACUUCCGCUCAACAUGAUUACAGUGACCACGCCCUGUCAAGACGUCAAGCCCAACACCUUCAUGAUUGAAGGCAAGAUGAUCAACCCCAUAGUGGUGUCCUGUCUGGACAGGACCGAGUUCUGCGACUGGAUCCAGCAGUUCAAAGCUGCUGACGUGCCUGUUCUCAGCCCCCCGCCUCCCGUCUAUGACAUCAUCUACACCCCGACGAAGACGGAGGCUCCUCAGUUUGACAGGUGGAGUGGACACAGCCAAGGAAGAAUGGAGUCUGUUAAGUCUAGCCAGCCACCGAGUGGACGAGGAUCCCGAAACCUUCAGUUCCCAAUUCAUGACGAAAACCCUCUCACCCCUGGGUACUCUGAGCCCCGUUGUUACAGUUCCAGCCGUCCUUCUUCGACCGAGACUGCCCAGCUAGGCAGCAGAAGCAAUAGCAUGUCUUCCCACACCAGGCCCGAGCGUGACCUACGACCUUUGUCGGUGCGCUACUCAUCCCCUCAGCACAGCUCCUACCUCCAGCCUGCAGAGAGCUCCAAGCUGUCUCAGCUCUACAGCAUACCCUACUCUGCCCAGAGCCGGGCCAGCCCACAGCGGUUGGAGAAAGCUCCACUUGUCAAGUCUAACAGCUGGAGCACUCCUCAGACAUCCCUGAAGUACUCCCUUGACAUCUCCCAGCGCCACUCGGACAUGUGUGCCCCACGACAACCCUUGUCGCCUCUCUACGAUGAGCCCUGCACCCCCGAAAUCUACUCCUUGGAAGAGGCCAGGCCAGUGCCGCGGCUCUGGCAAGAGCUGAAUCAACAGCAGUACCACCACCAGGAACCCCAGAUGCUGCCCUCCUCCUUCCAGCUCCACGACCCUCCUAUGGGUGGACGCGGCAGGAGAAGCCUGGUCCUGACCAACUCCCAGGCCCACGCUCUGGACCUGGAGAUGGACACACCUGAGAACCAAGCGCAGCAGAGAGCAGAGGCUGUGUCAAGGCUAAAGCUGCUGCCUGUGCCAGGUCAAAUGCAAGAGCAGAUACUUCACCCGUCGAGCUCUGCCAGAAAGCAGCCUCAGAUGCAUUAUGGUUACUCACCAGGUCGCAAUUCAUACCUCGAACCCGCAGAACCAGAUGACCAGGAAGUAGACUAUGACAACAUUUGGGAGUUCGACUGUGAUACAGGAAUGAUCCAGCCAAUGGCUGGAAUUUCAACAGACUGGACAGGAUUAGACUUUGGGGCCAGAGGGCUUGGUGCCAUGGCAACACCACAGAGAUGGUCAUAAAACAAAAAGGAUGGCCCGGCGCUCGUCUGGACGUGUGCAAACAACAGAUCUCUAUCAGGGGGAUAAUAAAAGCCGGCAAGCACAGCAAGCAUCGUGCUGGUCCCACUGUGUACAGUAGGAACCAACAAAUCCCAGGAACUGCUUUGUUAGACGCCGGGCAGUUGAGCAGAGGAAUGACGGGAUGAAGCAAAACGUUAUGGAAGUGGCAAACAAAGGAUUCAGUUGUCUGUUUAAUAUGUAGCAUUUGUGGAAGGAGACAGUAGAGGAUGCUGUAUAUACUGUGUAGCUUGAAUAAUAUUUUCUAAAUCUGCUAUAUGCUGUAAGUGCACUGUCAUUGGUUUUAUCUGUAGUAAACCCAGUUUUUUAAAAUAUUUAUAGGUUUUUCAAACAGGCUGUUCAUUUCAUAUUAUACUGUAAUGUGUAAUGUUAUUGAAGCAUUCCAUCAGGGCUUGUUAUAGUAAAGAAUAUAUGUAUAUUUUUGUAAAUCUUGCACACUUCUUAUUUUAUUGUGCUAUACUGUCAAGGAAAAUAGAUGUGGCUGUAACUGACUAAUAUUGAAUUAAUAAUAAUAAUAAUAAUAUCAAAAGUGCACAGUACUGAUACCUCUGUGGCUUUUUUUUUUUUCAUUUUUGUUUGAGGUGCUUAUUUAUAUUUGGAAAUAAAAGUGUUCAAAGUUUCAGUA